UUUCCCCCAUGCCGCUUGUCACCCCAUCCGCCCCUGAUCGCUAAACCCAGGCACCUCACCAUGGGCCUGUCCUCGAUCCUUCGCCGGAAGCGGGAUGCACCGCCGUCCGAGGAUGGCGACGUGUCGCCCGGGGCCACCUCAACCGGCUACCAGGAGGACAAGACGCCGCCCUCCGUAUCCAAGGCCGCAUCCGUGACGGAGCAGUCUGCGGACGAUCUGGAGAGGAGCCAAAAGACCGACAAACCGGAUGUCAUCGAAACGGCGGCGGAAGAAGAUCCCGAGAUCGCCGCGCUACCCAUCGAGGUGCGCCAGUUGGUCAGUCUGACCGACGACCCCGAAAUGCUGACCAUCACCUUUCGGUAUUACGUCCUCUGUAUCCUCUCCGUCGUGCCCGGUGCCUUCUUGUCCAUGAUGAGCCACUUCCGUACCACGGAGGCCCCCUACUCCGUCUUCUUCGUGCAGAUCGCGUGCCACUACGCCGGUCACUUCCUGGCGCGAGCCCUUCCGGCCUGGGUGAUUCGAGUCCCUUUCACGAGCUGGUCCUUUAGCCUGAACCCGGGACCGUGGAGCAUUAAAGAGCACGUUCUAGUCACCCUGACGGCGGCGUCCGGAGCGACCUACAACCUGGGCUAUACCCCGAUCGCAAUGGCGGAACUCUAUUAUGGCGAGAGGGUCAACCCCGCCGUGGCCAUCUUCUUCAUGUUUGCAAUCGUCUGGAUUGGAUACGCGUUCGCAGCCCUGGCUCGCCAACUCCUCCUGUACGACCCCAACUUCAUUUGGCCCCAGGCUCUCAUGCAGACGACCUUGUUCGAGACGUUCCGGAAACAGGACCGAUCGGCCCCUCUCGCCCGCCGGCAGAUGAAGCUUUUCUUUUUGUGCUUUCUCGGCAUGACCCUCUGGCAGUUCUUGCCCGAAUAUGUCUUCCCGUUCACCUCCUCUCUGGCGUUCCUGUGCUGGGUCGCGCCCCGUAACCCGGUGGCCAAUUUCAUCGGGUCUGGGCUGGGUGGAAUGGGGUUGUUGAACCUGUCGCUCGACUGGUCAAACAUCAAUUGGAACGGCUCCUCCAUCCUCCUGACCCCAUGGUGGACCCAGGUGGUCUUGUUCUUGGCCUUUGCGUUCAACUGUUGGGUCCUCCUUCCGGCUGCGAAGUGGGGAAACCUGGGGUCGUAUAAGCACGGUCUGAUGUCGAAUUCCCUGCUCACGGUGAACGGAACGAAGUACCCAACCCUCGAUGUCGUCACCUCCGACUAUCAGCUGAAUGAAACCGCCUACGCGGAGUACGGACCCAUGUACAUGGGUCUGCAGAAUCUCUGGGCGACCUUCUUCGACUACGCCAAAGUGACGGCCGCAAUUACGUGGAUCUUGACCUUUGGCUUUGUGCAGAUUCGAACCAAUUUGAUGAAGGUUAUCCGGUCUCGGGGCAAGAACUCGCAGGCCAGUGGGCAAGGCAUCAACCACCAGUACCACGAUCGUCUGAACGUUCUCCAGCGGAGUUACAAGGAAAUCCCGCUCUGGUGGUACGUGGCGCUUUUCAUGGCUGGGUUCCUGGUCCUCAUCAUCACGAUUGCCUGUGGCUACCUGUGGAUCCCGAUUUGGACGUUGUUUGUCGCGCUGGCGAGCGCCGCCGUCUUGGUGGUCCCGUUUGGCUUUCUGUACGCGAUUUCGAACUACCAGCUGGCGGUGGGAUCCUUCAACGAGCUGGUGUAUGGCUACAUGGUGGAAACCCCCGCCGGCAAAAGCCACCGGCAUCCCUGUGGCCCCUCUACCUACGGGUCGAUCGCCGGUGAUGCCUGGUAUCGCGCCCAGUACAUGCUGCAGGACCAGAAGAUCGGUCACUACAUGCAUAUUCCGCCCCGCACCGUCUUUUUCUCCCAGGUGUUUGGCACCAUCCUCGGUAUCCCGGUGAACUACGCCGUGAUCCGGUGGGUGUUGAAUACGAAGGGCGACUACCUGUCCGGGAAGAAGACGGAUCCGCUCAACCAGUGGUCUGGGCAGUCGUUGAAGUCGUCCAACACCCUUGGUGUCCAGUACGCGGUCCUCGGACCGAGCCGGCUGUUCCAGGAGGCAGAAAUGCGGCCUCUCCCGUAUGCAUUCCUGGUGGGGGCGGUCCUCCCUCCAAUCUUGUACAUUGCGCACCGCACUCUGCCGCGCUGGCUGCGCAUCGACCUGUGGAAUGUCAGCAUCUUCUUCUCGGGCCUGUCGGUCUUCUACGGUAAUAUCAGCACGGGCUACACGUCAGCGUUCAUCGGCGGGUAUGUGGUCAUGUACUGGGCCUACCGGCACCGAUUCGAGGUGUGGAAGCGGUACAGCUACAUGGUGGCCGCGGCGUUCGAUGCGGGCUUCAACUUGAACAUGCUGUUGAUCUUCCUGUUCUUUGGGUCGGGGAAGCAAAUCUCGAUGCCGAAUUGGUGGGGUAAUAACGCGGAUUCGGUGGAACGGUGCUUUGCCUUGGACUGAUCGAUGCCAGGCGGCGCGAUCAUAGGCGGAUCGCUGCGUUCAGGCCGUCCCUUGACCAGGCGGCUGCUUUUUCUGUAUUCUUAAUUGCGUGGACCCGGGUCGAGGAUGAUGCUGUACCGUGUCCUCGACUUCAUGAUAGACGAAUAGUAGUAAUGAUAUCCCUUCUCUCACUUGGUUGUGCCGAAAGACAAACUACACACCGGGCCUUCUGCCGAUCUCGCUCGACAU
This is a messenger RNA of Aspergillus ibericus CBS 121593, 2685 nucleotides long. RefSeq names its product OPT family oligopeptide transporter. Gene Ontology annotation, molecular function: oligopeptide transmembrane transporter activity. Bases 61 to 2457 code for a protein of 798 amino acids. Gene Ontology annotation, biological process: transmembrane transport. Lineage: Eukaryota; Fungi; Ascomycota; Eurotiomycetes; Eurotiales; Aspergillaceae. The transcript has a single exon. The record is from RefSeq and is a predicted model, not a curated record.